This is a messenger RNA of Bipolaris maydis ATCC 48331, 732 nucleotides long. Its product is annotated as heterokaryon incompatibility protein-domain-containing protein. Lineage: Eukaryota; Fungi; Ascomycota; Dothideomycetes; Pleosporales; Pleosporaceae. The record is from RefSeq and is a predicted model, not a curated record.
AUGCGUCUUCUACGACGCAACGAUGAUGGCAGAUACAUCCUACAAGAAUUUAUGGGCGAGACCAUUCCUCGUUACGCCAUAUUGUCUCACACGUGGGGGCUAGAUCAUGAUGAAGUCACCUUCGCAGAUCUCAACAAAGACACAAACACAUACACUUCCAAGCCGGGUUACAAGAAGUUACAGUUCUGUGCAGACCAGGCGGCCAAAAAUGGUCUCUGCUAUUUCUGGGUAGACACCUGCUGCAUCGACAAAUGGAGCAGUGCAGAGCUCUCCGAAGCGAUCAACUCCAUGUUCGCCUGGUAUCGCGAUGCUGCUAGAUGCUACGUCUAUCUUUCUGACGUUCCAGCCGGUACACCAAUCAGUGGAUCAUCAGACCAACAAGAAUGGUACCCUGCUUUCCAGCAAAGCAGAUGGAUGACAAGAGGGUGGACUCUCCAAGAGCUAUUAGCUCCCACAUCGGUUGAAUUCUUCUCGGUCGAAGGCCAGCGACUUGGUAACAAAUACUCGCUUUUGCAGGAACUUCACAGCAUCACUGGAAUAAGCAUCGAAGCUCUUCAAGGGAGUCCGUUGGACGGAUUCAGCGUUGAAGAGCGCCUAUCUUGGGUGGGACAACGCCAGACGAAGCGCGAAGAAGACAUGGCAUACGCUCUACUGGGUAUACUUGAUAUAAAUAUGCCAGCUAUAUACGGGGAAGGUCGGAAGAAGGCCUUUGCCCGACUGCGCAGGGAGAUG